AUGCACUGCCUGCGGUCGUGCAACCCCUUCGCCGAAGCCGACGAGGACACUGGAGAACAGUCCAAGGCUCCUGACUACAUCCAUAUUCGGAUUCAGCAACGAAAUGGACGUAAGACCUUGACCACUGUUCAGGGCAUUCCUGCAAAGUUCAGCCGCAAGAAGAUUCUCGCCGUCGUCAAGAAGAAGUUUGCCUGCAAUGGCACCAUCGUCAACGAUGCCGAGAUGGGAGAGGUGAUCCAGCUCCAGGGCGACCAGCGCAAGGAUUUCCAGGAAUUCCUCACCAGCAAGGACGGUCUUGAGCUCGACCCCAAGACCAUCAAGGUCCACGGUUUCUAA
Messenger RNA from Diaporthe citri, 336 nucleotides. RefSeq lists its product as uncharacterized. The record is from RefSeq and is a predicted model, not a curated record. Gene Ontology annotation, biological process: translational initiation. Bases 1 to 336 code for a protein of 111 amino acids. Gene Ontology annotation, cellular component: eukaryotic 43S preinitiation complex. Lineage: Eukaryota; Fungi; Ascomycota; Sordariomycetes; Diaporthales; Diaporthaceae. The transcript has 4 exons. Gene Ontology annotation, molecular function: ribosomal small subunit binding; translation initiation factor activity; RNA binding.